AGUGCCAGGUGUGCGAGAGCCGUUUUAAUUGCAAUCAGCGUUAGGCAUUUACACCUGUGGUGAGGUUUUCCGCGGACUCGCCCGAGGAUGGAUCUGAACGUGCAGAAACCCUUUGUUUGGUGCAUCGUCGUCUUCAUCUCACUUUACACAUUCGCAGAAACCCGGUUAUUACAGCACAACCGAGGCACGAGCUCAGCAAACAUCCGCACACUGGCCCGCAGUCGUUAUCAUCCAAACGUCCAGCAGCAGCAGCAGCAGCAGAGCGCGGAGCUCAGUGUGCGCCCUCGGCCCAUCGUCGUCAAAUGUCACCCGAACUCGAUGGAGGUGGUGGUGCAGGCUGACAUGUUUGAUACAGGCCUUCAGGUGGACGGUCAUCACCUGCGCCUCGGCCCUCAUUCAGUAUCUGAAGAGAGUUCGUGCAGGGCAGUCCCGUCAGGAGAGGCUGAAUUCACCAUGAGGGCUCACCUCUUGGACUGUGGAACGAAACUCUCAUCAAACAAAGAGAAGAUUAUCUACUCUACUGUCCUGGUUUACUCACCUGUAACGUCAUCCGGUAGUCUGCUUAGAUUAGAUGGAGCAACGAUUCCAGUGGAAUGCCAUUAUGAAAACAAAUAUGCAGUGGAUAGUUUUUCUCUGCUUCCCAAAUGGAUUCCUCUCGUCUCCACGACAUCAGCUCAGAACCAAGUGGAUUUCAAUUUUCGACUCAUGACUGAUAACUGGCAGUUUCAGAGGGGAGCUCACUUAUAUUUCCUUGGUGACCUCAUUCAUUUCGAAGUGUCUGCCAUCAUUGGUAAUCACUUGCCCCUGCGCGUAUUCAUCGACCACUGUGUUGCUACACCGGCUGCUGAUGCUGAGGGAACCUUAAGAUAUGACUUCAUCGAGCAUCAUGGAUGUCUUACUGAUGCUUACCUGACCAGCUCCAGCUCCCGUUUCCUACCAAGAGUUAAGGAGCACAAGCUGAGAUUUCAGAUGGAUGCGUUCAGGUUUUCUCAAGAGGCCAGAAGCCAGGUCUACAUAACCUGUCACAUAAAGGCUGUUCCUAUCACAUCAACAAUCGACUCACACAACAGGGCCUGCUCUUUAAUCGAGAAACGGUGGCAGUCCGUUGAUGGGAACGACCAGGCAUGCACAAGCUGCGAUAUCUCCCAACCAUUUGAGGAACCCUCCCCCAUAGAACCCCCCACAUCUCCAAUCGGCACCAAAGCCUGGUCCAUGAAGACUUCACAGGAAAGUUUAAUGCAGAAAAUGCCCGAACCAGCCAAUAAUGUCCAUUUCCAUCCAGGAGAGCAUCACAGCCAACACGGCAAUCUUCAUCAGUCAUCUUCUAGAUUCACGAAGAGAGCGACAGACACAAAUCUGGAGAAAACGAUGCAGCUGGGGCCUCUUAUUGUCCUCCCAUCCUGAAAAUUUAUAUCUGGGAAAACCAAUUCCAAAACUGCACUUUCAACAAAGAAUGAGACCCUGGAGAGAACUCUAGAGACUGCUGAUGGGGGGGGGGGGGGCUUUAGUCUCGUUAAUGAACAAUACUUAAUAAGUUACAGCUGUUUUUUUUUCCUGUAAAAAAGAAACCUUUAUUUUCCAAUAACUAUUUUACCACAUAAAAUGUGUGCAUGUAUCUGUGUCAUGCAAAAACACAUGAACAUAGAUAUCUGAUCUUUACAAAAAAGCCCACAUCCUGUUGUUCUUGGCCAAGAAUCUGAUAUGACUUUAGCUAACAAUUUAAUUAGUAUAGGAUUUCAAGCACUCAGACUCAUUAGGCUCAAGCUUCGAAAUUGUGUGUUUGUUUGUUUUAAAAUGCACAAUAAAUCCUUUUGCCAUCCACCCCCAAAUAUUAGUCAGACAAUACUGGAUAUUUUGAACCAAGGAGAAAAGCAGGUAUGCUAUUAUGGAGCACUUUCCUCCAUUACCACCCACACUACUUGUGUAAUCAUAUAAUUGAUUAACCAUUGUGAGCAUAUUUAAUGGAAUAUAAAAAAUGUCAUGGCUGCCACAUCCUGAAAGAUUAGUCAUCCUGGUUCUCCUUAGUAAAUGUUUACUCUUGCUGUUGUGUGUUUGAACAUGUAUGAUCAUUGUUUUUGAAUAGGUUCAUGGGAAAACUGCUUAUUGCAAACAAUUAUGAGUAAAGAAAGUAUUGCAUCAGUGUUUUUCCAUGUGUUGUUGCCGUCUACCAAGCCUUUCAUGAGGAGAGUCAGAGAGAAAUCUUUGGUGACAGACUGGAGGGAGCUCACUGCACUAAGAGCCUCACAUAAAGACCGCUGAUCAGCCGGAAAGGGCGUGUCCAGAGCUUUUAAGCGAUGACCUGGCUUGACCUCUGAAUGUACACAAAGCGGUAUUAAUAUUGCAGAUGCAAAUGGAAAUCCGUCUGCUUCUGCCAGCGAGAAGAUUUAAGAUGUUUGCCUUUAGAUGUGUCAGCACCACGGACAGCGCCCACAACAACGAGGUGCGCUGUCCUUGUUGCUGUCCGUGGUGCUGGAACGACAACUGUGACAUGACAAAGCGUCUCCCCGGGGACUUUAUUCUCAGUGCUUCCGACGCGACUAUUGAUUUUCUUGGCGCCUGUUUACUUUCAUAUUAACCAACAAAGCCUGUGCGUGUAAGUCAGUGUGCUGCUGAGUGUGGAACGAAUUGAAAUAUACUUAGGGGUUAAUAGACUUAAUGGAGUUGAUUUAUUUAAAUAUGUUUGCUAAGGUAGUGGAUCACAUACGCAUUCAUGUAAGAGUGAGACAAGUUGUGUUAUAUUCAGUGCGGGAAUACAUGGAUGUUUUUCCUGGACACGCAGUGUCCUCAUGAUGGCUCUGCGUCAGCUUAAUAACCACAGCAUCCUUCAGCGUAUUAUCGUCGAGUGAUCUCGCCCGCAUCCGGUUUCCCCAAACGUCUCCAUCGAGGUUCGAGGCAGAAAAUCCUCACUUUUUGAACAAAAUGGAGAUGUUUAUCUACAGAUACCAAGUGAUGUCGGUAUUCACUGUUUGCUUUCUUACGAGCACACUUGUUUGUUCCAUUCGAAGAUGUGGACAGGACAUUUGCCGGGAUGAUCACGUCUGCUGCCCGCAGGGAAACGACACCAUCGCUGUUACCUGCUGCAAACAGUUCGACAAUACUUAUUACAACAUCGCCAUGGUCACCCGGAAACUUUCUGGGGUGCUCAUCAUGCUGCUUCUCUUCGCUGUGGGAUACUUUGUCCAGAGAGUGUUGUGUUCUAGGUCCAGGCAGCUCACGCCGCCACACAGCGGACACCCAACUGUUACCACAUCACAAGAGCCGCUCGUGGAGAGCUGCUUACCGGACAGCUCCAUGCAUCCAGCCCCAGCUGCUCUGCUGCCCACAUACGAUGAAUCCAAACGUCUGCCCACAUAUGAAGAGACGAUGCGGGAUGGGAGCAGAGGACAGCCGGACACUUGCCUGGGGCAUUCAACAUGACGAGGACGUCGCCGGAAUGGAGUGCAGCGAAAACACUACAGAAUGGAAGUUUGAGAUUCCAUUUUAUAUCUCUUUAAAAUGGACAUUUAAGAAAACAUCUAUACCAGAACGUUGAUUGCACCAUAAAUGUGUCAAACCAUCAGGUUUGCUUCUACUUUCUUUUGGCAUAUGUAGCAGACUGGAUUGACCUGCUUAAAAACACUUAAAAUUAACCUUAACUAUUGAACUGCAAGCUAAAAAUGUCUUAUCAGGAUUUAAAACAGCUGAGGGCUAAGGAAGGUAUUGCAUUAAGUCAUAUAGUGACCUUGAUAAAUCAUCAGAGAUUAUGGAAACGUGAAAUUUAAAUAGGGCCAACAAUAGUACUAGCAGUUUAAAACUGAUUUUACAAAUUCAGCAUAUGUUUAUAGUGGAGAAAUGGAAGUGUAGCUCAUCGAUCCUUUUUCAGGUCCUGAAAGAUUCCAUUGUUUAUCUGUGAUAUAAAUGCUGUGUCAGUGCCCGUGAACCAAAGAGUUUAAUGUAUUUGUCAAAUUCUGUUUAAUUAUUGAAAGCAGGUUAUGCAUACAGUGAGUGUCCAUGGUACUCAUCGGUGCUUCUAAUGCACCAUCGUCCACAGUGUCUCGUGUCCAUAAGAAAUGUGUAGCCUCAUAUUUUUACCCAAUUCUGUCGUUGAUUUGUGUAUAGAAUACAAAUAGUGAGUUAACAUUGUAGUGCAUAACUUUUAUAUAUUAACAAAUGCCUGUCAGAGUCAAAUCCUUAUCAAAUGAGUUCAUACAAUUAUGGUUAAGCCGAUCAGCUCCACACAACUCACAGCAGGCUGGUGGAGCUGAGCACAUGGUGAAUUCCCUGUGCUGCACACAGGAAGUGAUUUGUUUCAUGUCAAGACAACAGAAAAACAAAAAGACUGAGCUAGUUAAGUCAAUCAACCAAUCAAGCAACCCUGAUUAGCACUUUGAUGGAGUAAAUGUUUCUUUCCUACCCUGCUGCUCCUGACAUUGUUUCUAUUCACAGAAACCAAAACAGAGGCAGAAUAAUGACACACUAAUAAGCACCAAAAGUUACACACUGCAGCUUUAAAUGAACUAAUGGCUAUGUUUAUGAUUGAUUGUUGAUAUACGGGAGUUUAAAUAAGUGUUUCCAGUGGGCUGCAAAUGACAUGUAAAUAAAUCAGUGUCUGCUGGUUGCUUUUAAA
Molecule: messenger RNA, 4606 nt
Organism: Solea solea (common sole)
Lineage: Eukaryota; Metazoa; Chordata; Actinopteri; Pleuronectiformes; Soleidae
Product: zona pellucida sperm-binding protein 3-like
Exons: 8
Coding region: 88-1404 (438 amino acids)
Biological process (GO): egg coat formation; binding of sperm to zona pellucida; positive regulation of acrosome reaction
Cellular component (GO): extracellular matrix
Molecular function (GO): acrosin binding
Source: RefSeq, a predicted model, not a curated record